GACUCUGGAACUCAGUUCAGAGCGGAACCUGGAACCUGAAAUGUCGCUGGUACUGACGCUGAUUGCCAUUGUGGUGUCGCUGCUCUUGUUCGCCGCCCGGCGACGUCUGGGUUAUUGGCAGCGUCGAGGUAUUCCGCACGAUGUGCCCCAUCCGUUUUUCGGUAAUAUUAAGGAUUGGAACAAGACCCGACACAUUGCCAAGAUCUUCCGGGACUAUUACCUGAAGUACAAGAACUCGAAUUACCCCUUCGCCGGAUUCUAUUUCUUCUUCACUCCCACUGCCGUGAUCACCGAUCUGGAGCUGGUGAAGCGAGUGAUGAUCAAGGACUUUAAUCACUUUGAGAACCGUGGAGUCUUCUUCAACGAGAUCGAUGACCCGCUUUCGGCCACACUGUUCAGCAUUGAGGGCCAAAAGUGGCGUCACCUGCGGCAUAAGCUCACUCCCACCUUCACGUCGGGCAAAAUGAAGCACAUGUUCCCAAUCGUGGUCAAGGUGGGUGAGGAAAUGGAGAAGGUCUUCAGCAGCAAGAUCAAGUCCGCAGGUCCCAGUGGGGGCCAGGUUCUGGAGGUCGUAGAUCUGGUGGCACGCUACACAGCUGACGUAAUCGGGAACUGUGCCUUCGGGCUGGAUUGCAAAAGUUUGCACAAUCCCCGGGCGGAUUUCGUAACGGUGGGCAAGCGGGCGAUCACGGAACACGCCUACGGAGGAUUGCUGGAUAUAUUCCUUUUCGGGUUUCCCAAGUUGUCGCGACGCCUGCGACUGAAGCUGAACGUUCAGGAUGUGGAGGACUUCUACACCAAGAUUGUGAGGGAUACCAUCGACUACAGGCUGAAGACCAAGGAGAAGCGCAAUGAUUUCAUGGACAGUCUGAUUGAGAUGUACCAGAAGGAGCAGGCCGGCAACAAGGAGGACGGUCUCUCCUUUAAUGAACUGCUGGCCCAGGCCUUUGUCUUCUUUGUGGCUGGUUUCGAGACGAGUUCCACAACCAUGGGAUUUGCACUGUACGAGCUGGCCCGGCACCAGGAUGUGCAGGAUAAGCUUCGAGCCGAGAUCAACAGUGUGCUGGGCAAGCACAACAAUGAGUUCACCUACGAGGGUAUCAAGGAGAUGAAGUAUCUGGAGCAGAUCGUGAUGGAAACCCUUCGCAAAUACCCGGUUUUGGCCCAUCUUUCGCGUUUGACCGAAACGGACUUCUCGCCCGAGGAUCCCAAGAAUUUCAUUGCCAAGGGCACUAUGGUUGUGAUCCCGGCUCUUGGCAUUCACUAUGAUCCGGAUAUUUAUCCGGAGCCACAGAAAUUUAAGCCGGAACGUUUCACGGAGGAGGCCAUCGCCGCCAGGCCCUCGUGCACCUGGUUACCGUUCGGCGAGGGUCCCCGAAACUGCAUUGGAUUGCGAUUUGGACUGAUGCAGACCUGCGUGGGCUUGGCCUACCUCAUCAGGGGAUAUAAGAUCAGUGUGGCUCCACAAACGGAAAUACCCAUCCAGAUCAAUAUUAAGAGCAUCCUGUUGUCUGCCUUGAAUGGCAUCCACCUAAAUGUGGAGAAGAUUUCCAAAUAGCAAUGUAUUUUUAAACUGUGGUGAUAUAUUAAAGAAAAUAUCUUGAAAUAUAGUUGUCCAAAUAAAAAUGGAAAUAAAUGUCUAAUAAAUGGACUUGAGUGAAUAUUGUA
Drosophila serrata is the source of this 1668-nucleotide messenger RNA. RefSeq names its product putative cytochrome P450 6a23. Lineage: Eukaryota; Metazoa; Arthropoda; Insecta; Diptera; Drosophilidae. Gene Ontology annotation, molecular function: iron ion binding; heme binding; oxidoreductase activity, acting on paired donors, with incorporation or reduction of molecular oxygen. The record is from RefSeq and is a predicted model, not a curated record.